Messenger RNA from Adineta steineri, 477 nucleotides. NCBI's taxonomy places the organism in Eukaryota, Metazoa, Rotifera, Eurotatoria, Adinetida, Adinetidae. The record is from the annotation of a GenBank genome assembly.
AUGAUAAAUUUAGAAGAAUUAUAUUUCCAGUUUUUAAAAAUUAAUUAUCCAAUAAUUGAUAAACAUAUUUUGAAAAAGAAAUUUAUUUUUAAUGUCGGAUCAUUAGCUCAUUUUAAUACUCAACAUCAUUUACGCAGGGCAAAGAUAACGGCCUUGAACGGUAGAAAACCGAUAAAAUAUGGUGAAAGCGGUUCCAAAACGUCGCCGGAAUCCGUCGAUCCAGAAAUGUAUAGCACUAAAGGUAGAUUAUUUAAAUCGGUUCGUGAAAUUACAUUAUACAAUGAACAUUCAUUCAAACAUGAUUUUUUUCGUAUUGCUCAAUCGUUUCCAUUUCUUACAAAAUUAACUAUACAUAAUUAUGAACCACAACAUAAUCAUCAUUUUAAACAACCAAUAAUUAAAUAUUUUCAUCUUGUUAAAACUUAUCAAGAUUAUCUUGACGAAUUUUUAAACAAGACAAAGACAACGGUACCGUAA